Messenger RNA from Dentiscutata erythropus, 225 nucleotides. NCBI's taxonomy places the organism in Eukaryota, Fungi, Glomeromycota, Glomeromycetes, Diversisporales, Gigasporaceae. The record is from the annotation of a GenBank genome assembly.
AACCUUCAACAACUAUUGAUAUUGGAAUUCAGGUAGAAGUAGAUAAUACGAAUAGUGAUCUUUUAAUGCAAAUCGGAAUUUUAAAAAAUUCUCUUAAUGUUCUUGCAACUGAAAAUUCUAAACAAUCACAAAUUAUUGAAAUUAAAAAUAAUAAAAUUUAUGAAUUAGAAUAUGAAUGCGAAUAUCUUAAAAAACAAAUUGCCGAUUUUAAUCUUAGAUUAGAAA